Molecule: messenger RNA, 696 nt
Organism: Parascedosporium putredinis
Lineage: Eukaryota; Fungi; Ascomycota; Sordariomycetes; Microascales; Microascaceae
Source: the annotation of a GenBank genome assembly
AUGGCUAACAAGAACGUCAGUGGCAACUCGACCGUGAGGGAACUCCUGUUCAAAGAGCCUGAAAAGACCGUGGCUGAAAAGUGGGAGGAGCUCCCCCAAACCGCCAAGACAGCCGUUUACGCUAGCGGCGCUGGUGUGGGUGCCGUCGUGUUUGCCUUUGGCCUCUGGUUCUGCAUCAAGCAACGCCGUCGGGGCGCCGCUGAGGCAGCUGCCGCCGAAGCCGCCGCCGCGCAGGAACGUCUCGAGAUGCAGAACUUCAAGGCCCGCGGUGUUAACCCCGACAGCUUUUCUGGUGGCGCGAGCGACUGGACCGUGGCCGAGGUGCACGACGGCGGCGUGGUGCAGGAAAAGAAGGGCGGUUUUAGCGUCGAGGAGCGAGCCAUCCCAUCCCCGCAGCGCCUUCGAAAACGCCCACAACAACGGCGGCUUUGUUGGGAUGGCGUCGCCUCAGCGCAGCGCGACGACCCCAACGCGUACUCGGGAGGCUACAGCGGUGGCGGAGUUGGAUACGGCGAGUUUGACGGCCCCAGGGCCCAGAGCCCAGCACAUGUGAUGCCCCCUCCCAGGAGCGGGAGCGCAGCCCCUACAUAUGGCGGAGCAUACGGAGCGCCUCAAAGUCCCGUCUAUGGGCAGCAGCAACAACAACAACAGGGAGGCGGCUACUGGAAUAACAAUGGUCCCGGCGCGUACAGGUGA